CGCCAGCGCCGAUCUUGAGUCGCGGAGAAGACGGGUGGCGCGAAAUAAACAAGAAAGGAGAGAGAUAUAAGCGACCGUAGACUUCGAAACUCGACCGUUCGUCUAUACCGGUUCAAGUUCACAGGUUGGAAAAGUGAGAAGAUUUAUUAUUCAUCCGCGAUUUUAAUCAGCGCGUAGCAGAGGCAGCACUACGCGUAGAUUACGGACGCAGCGUAGAUACUUUUGCAUGAAUAGAUCAUCGGGCGAGGUUGCGUUCCUAGAAGAGAAGCACAAGUUACGUCAAAACAAACAACCCUGAGGAGCUACUGAAUCUGAGCUGGAAGUAAAGUAACGAUUCCGUCAGACGCGGGGAGGGAAAGUCCGCCGUUGAAUCCGAGGCAAAUUUGUGUGCAUGCGUGCGUUGCGGGGUGUGUGAUGAUUCGCAGUGAAACGGAAGUGUGUGAGUGUCGCGAUAAGGAGUAUUUUUGUUGGCUGCGGGCGUGAUUUAGCCAAAGGCCCAACAACCCAAUCCCGCAUAAUCGGUUAAUCAAGUCUCGAAGUGUAAUUAGACCUCCAAACUGCCAGCGUCGUUCGUCGAAGGUUUGUUUUUCUGAUCAGUGAAAGUUCUGGUCUGCAUUGGUCUACAUUUGACUCGUGUUUAUCGAAACGAACUGCUCUGCCUCCGAACGGCGGCGAUGCUGCUGCUGCUGCUGCUACCUGGUUAAAACCGAACCAGGAAAAAGCGUCAGGACCGUCCUCGACAAACAGCGUCGUCCGCCUUGUUAUGAUCGACUAGCUGCUUUUUAUGGAUCGUCGUGCAUAUUUUGCCAAUAAUGGCGAUCGAAAUUCCAAGCGCAUAUGUUGUUGUCGCCACGAUCGUUCCGUCGAGGAGUUAAAUGAUACAUAAACCGAUCCAUUUUCUACGUGCGUAUUUUCGGCGAGAAGGUGCGUAAAGGAAAAAUAAGACAGUUGACUUAUUUGGAAUAUAUUUAUUUUCCUCUAUUCAAUCAGAGUCGUAGUUGGAGAAUAUUAUUUCAAUUCUCUUUUACUUCUUGAUUUUAUCAACCCACUUUUCUUUCGUCAUUCCGUAUAUCGUAAAACCUUAAACGACCGUUAAUAUUUUUCCAUCACUCAUUUGAAGGAUGAUCGCUUUGUUAUUAUUGUCGAAGAUACGUAGAAUGGUGACAAUAGCCAACACAGUCUUGUUUAUCUGAACCAUCAUUGCCGAUCACCGUUUGGAAAAAUAACUAUUCCUGCUGAAGAAAAAUCAAGAUACACUUAUUUACUUCGGUAGCAGACUGUACAAAUAACCAAAGAGAAGGACAAAACCACCUGAAUCUAGCAAGAAAAAAAUACUUCCAAGAAAUUUGUACCCGAGUGUGUUGAUUUAAGAUAAACAGACGAGACGUGAGUACGCUUUAAGGUCUAAUAUUUGCCACCUGAAAGUUGACGUGUCGUCUUCCACGAACCCAAGAAUUGUCGACUUGAAAAGAAACGGGAGCUUUUUCAUUUAACCUUGACAAAUAAAGAGCCAGGAAUUCUGAAUUGUGGCUUAUGGAAUCAAAAAACGACAGACUACCGGCUUCACCGAGGGUGAAAGCCUUGUAGAAAUUGAAAUGCCUAGUCUUAGAUCACUCGUCGUACGACGAGCUCCUCAGAUAGAGAUGGGAGCAGCGACAAGUUCCGUGACGUCGAUAACCCCGCUGAAAAAUGUACCCGAACAAAAGAAAGUUGACAAGUCCGAUAAGUUCUCUGGUAUCAGGCUCGCCCUCCUCGGCAAAGAGUCGAGUUCCCUGAGUCUGGCUCCUGUCGAAAAGCCGCUUCUUCCUGGCGGCGCAAACACACCUCUACUCAGACCUGAAAGCUGUGCAAGCCUUGAGGCCAAAGGUAGCUGGGUAAAUCUCGGCCCCGGAGUUUUACGUAAGUGCGAAACUACCGUAGGUCUCAGCACCCUUGCCCUUGAAGGCCGCCCUGUAAACCGCAGCAGAGUUUGCUCACGAUGCUCUAGCCUGCUUUCCCUUGCUUCGAGUUCACGGUAUAGCCUCGCUGCUGGCAACUUCGUUCCUGCUUCAUCGCAGUCUAUCGCCGCUGGAAAACUCCGUUGCAAGCUAUGUCUCACCGAUGUUCCGACAACAGAUAUGACUAGGAUCGAAAGCUGUGGCUGUGCGUACUGCAAAGAUUGCAUGCAGUCAUAUGCCGAAUUUGAGAUCAACGAAGGUGCCUACGAGAUAAGUUGUCCAGACGCACAAUGCGAACGUGGAGGAAUUCUCUCGCUGCUGGAGAUCAAAGAUCUAGUAACACCCGAGCUGUUGGAAAAGCAUCAUAGGUUUCGACUUAAUAGGGAUGUUUCCGUGGACAAGGGGCGAGCCUGGUGUCCAAGUCCAGGGUGCGAAACGGUGUGUUCUAUUGGUAACGAAGAUGGCGGUGCAGUUCUACUGGGUCCUGUUCACUGUCCCAGCUGUUCGACCGACUUUUGUUCGCUCUGUCGUGAGCCAUGGCACAAUGGGCCUUGUCCCGAGGUGCCGCCUGGAAUACCGAUAGACAACGAGCAUAUAAAAUGCUGCCCAAUGUGUUCCGUACCUAUCGAAAAAGACGAGGGCUGCGCCCAGAUGAUGUGUAAACGAUGCAAGCACGUAUUCUGUUGGUACUGCUUAGCCUCGUUGGAUGACGACUUCCUUUUGCGCCAUUACGACAAAGGGCCGUGUAAAAAUAAACUUGGUCAUUCACGGGCCUCUGUUAUUUGGCAUCGGACUCAAGUGAUUGGAAUAUUUGCAGGAUUUGGUCUUCUGUUACUCGUAGCGUCGCCGUUGCUGUUGUUGGCCGCACCUUGUAUAGUGUGUUGCAAGUGUCGCGUGUGCGGUUCGUCACGUCUUGAACAGGAAGAAGGUGUACCAGAAGACACGCCAGCCUGAAUUUGUAAACUAAAAAUCUUCUCAACCCAAAGCGAUUUUUGAAUUUGCCCGUCGAACGUUGCAACUCAUGCAGGUGAAUUAAAAAGAAAAAACUAUUAUAGUCUUUCAUUCUUCUUGGUAACUUAAAGUUUCCAAGAUUUUUGAACUUAGUAAUCUUUGGAGGUGUAGAUCUUGACUUGACUUGACUUUACUUUACUUUACUUUAAUUUACUUUAGGUGGGCCACAAAAUCAAUGCAAAGGGAUGUGAUUUAAAAAAAAAUUUUUUUUUUGUUUAGCAGUAGUAACCUGCUAAGUGUGUGUGUAUAUAAUAAUCAUACAAGUUUUGAGUGAUGACAACGAAUAUACAUAUAUAUCUGAGAAAUACUUAUAUUACUAAUGAAUGAAGAAGAAAAAAAGCAUUGAAAAGAAAAGAAGAAACUGUACUUAAACGACGAAAAGUAUGUCAUGCCAUUUACUCUGAAUAUACAGUCGUUACACUGACGAAUGAUUGUAGUUAUUAGUAUUUAAAUAACUAAUAUAUAUAGACAUAUUAUCAACUAUAAAUUGAGACGCUGGUUCAAAUGAGGACGUAGUACGAAAAUUCCUAGUUUAGAUUUUUGUUUUAUUCUCUUCAAGUGAUUUCUAUUCCAGGGCUCAAAAAUUAUAAGAAUAACCUUUAUCGUGAUAACAGAUAAAUACUUGGUAUGUAAAGUUGUGAAUUUCCCGGAAUCAAAACUGAGGUAUCAGUACAGAUAAGGGGAUAUUGAUAUAGCUUGACUUUGUGGUGUUUUGUAUAUCUUAUUGGUGACAUAACUAGUUCAUAAAAAUGGGGAAAAAACAAGUUUUUAAACAUGUAUGCAAUGCGCUGUUAUAGGGUGAAAGGAGAGUCAAAUUACCUAAUAUCUUUUGAAAAAGAAAUACUCCUUGACAUGGAUUGCUAACGAUGUCCUAAUUCUAAUUUCCGACUUUUUCAUUAAUGUUAUUUGUAUGGUUUUUCCCCGUGUUUUAUGUGCAUAUUCUAGUUAAGGUAUUAAGAAUUAAAUGUUUCUGUAAUUGACAUCUGCGUUGUGGAAAAUAGAAAAUGAUAAAUUAAGUUUAGGUUAACUUAAAACAUCUUCAAAAUUUGCUAAACACUCAUCGUGUUUAAUGUUUCUAUUUUUAUGGUGAAAAGGAUUUCAAAGAUCUUGAAUGCUGGCUCAUUUUAAAGUGACACAUUCCAAGGAACCUAAUGGAUAAUGUAUAUUUAACACGCAUUUCUAGUCAAUGAAGUGGAUUGCGUGGAUCUUGAAAAUUGCAUUUCACUUUUGCGAUGUUACGCCCUCGUCUGAUCUAGUCUCUCAAUUUCGUUUUUUAUUUUUAACGUUCAAUUUACGAUUCGCUUAACGAACAAUCUAGUGAGAUGUGAAACAUCGAAAAUAAAACUGUGACGCAGUUCUUACAAUGCAAUUUAUAUUAUGUGAUCAACGUUUAUGUGUAAUACUUGUUAUGCGAACGAAGUAGAAGAACAGAAACGUGACUGACACAAGUUUAGCAUUAGUCGAUUGAUUGGUAAUGUACCUAUGUAAAGCAUUUUACAGUGGUAUCAAGUGAGUGUAUCCUACCUAGUUAUAUCAAACUUUGAAACCGACAAAUUUUCAUCAACUUGUAGAAUAAUUCUUCUAAAUCGUUGAAACUGCUUAUAUUAAUAAAUUCGCAUCUUAAAAAGUCUUACGCUUAAGCGUGUUAAUCGCGCGCAUGCAAAAAGUUUGUGCUUUGCGGUAUUGUUAAUUGGAUGGUGGCCACGAGUUGACGAAACCUAGAAAUCCCGGAAAUGUUAGAGAAGAUAUUCGGUUUUUGUUUGGUACAUGAAACUGUUUUCGUAACUGCACACGUAAUUCGAUUGUGGGAAUUUACAAAAACAUACUGUUUAUCAGGUUUGGUAAAAUAAAAACUUGAUUUUUCGCCAAGAGAAAAUUUAUCUUAUCUUUUGGUUUAUUGAAUCAGGUUUACAUGCGUACAAUAUAGAAACACUUGUAUAUAUCUGAUGCAUUAUACUUCAAUUAUGUUGAAUCACGUCUUUUGUGCAUCCUUGGAUUUACAGGGGGAUGUAUGCUCGAGAGUAUUUCUAAACAGAUUUUGUGGCCACCAUGUGUAAAACUUGACUAAUUCGAUUUACCGAAUGUAACUGACGAAGGCUCUUGGUGUCAAUGUUACUAAAUCUUAGCACGUCUUGUUUGUAAGAAUAAAAACAAAAAAGUGUAUAUGUAUGAAUCGUGUGAUAAUUGUUAGGGGAUUUGCGUUCUGUUUAAGUAAAAGGUUUUCGUUAUUGAGAGGAUUAAGAAAUAAAAAAAAAAAUACACGUAAAUCAACUAACAAAUAAAUAAAUCAUUUAAUUAAUAAAUAAAGGGCACAAAGGAUAAAAAUAGGUUUUUAUGGGGAUAUAAAGUAAUAUGAAUGGAGCACAGACUUGUGUACAGACAGAUUAAUAUAAAGAAAUUGAAUUCUUCAUUGUCGUUAAUUUUUUUAAUUUUUCUCUUUUGUGUUGAGUCAUAUUUUUAUCAUCAACUCAAAUUUGUCACAUGCAUACUAUUUCUGUACAUACAGUGUAAACUCCAGAAAAAUUAAAAUAUUGUGAAAACAAAGUACAUCCGUGCAUACAUAUGUACCCAUGUGUGCACACACGUGGAUCAAGGUAUUAACUAUGUCUCGAAUUGUGUUGUAUGUGUUCUUGAAAUAACUGUGUCAAUGGAGUGGCAACUGGUUUGCGAACGGCUAAAUAGUACAUUAAAUAAUUUUGUUGACAGAAUAAUUUCUGAUACGUUGGUGCCAAUUAUUUAUGCAAACAUUUCUAAAUCGUAUGUACAAACCACGUGAAAAGAAAAAUGCGCUAUACGGACUCGUAGAGACGGACAAUUAUUGGGAUGAAUUUAAAAAAUUUAAACGAAUUGAAAGAUUUCCAUUAGAAGAAUGAAAAAAUUGAUUCCAAUCAUGUAUAUUUACUUAUUUACUUGUUACCAAAUUCAUAAUUUAAUAAUGUAUAAAUUAUGAUGCAUCUUAUAUACAUAUUAUAUGACGUAUAUAUGUAAUAUAUAAUAUCUUUAUAUAUUUGUUACAAUUUGUAAAUUUCCUUAGCUAUCAACUGAUAUAUUUACUAAUAAGAUGAUGCGGAAAGAGGAACUAGAAAAAAAUAGGUACAGUAAUAUGGGUAAAAGUGGGGCAUUCCACGCUAAGAAUUACCAAAAAUAAUCGAUUUUCGAUUAAAUCGAUUAUUCUUUCGCAAUUAAUCGAGUAUAAUUGAUUAUUUUUCAAACUCGAUUACUCGACUGACUCGAUUAUUUUUCCUCACAAUCGGUUAUUGUUUUUUACUCCCACGAACGAUGCAACACAACAUCAAUAUAUGUGAUUAAAGUAUCAAUUACUAUCAUUGUCUUACUUACUAAGUACCCAUUUCAUAUAAUAAGUGAAAGGCAAAUAAAUAAUUUCAACUGAAA
Neodiprion fabricii is the source of this 6341-nucleotide messenger RNA. RefSeq names its product E3 ubiquitin-protein ligase RNF144A. The transcript has 4 exons. Gene Ontology annotation, molecular function: ubiquitin protein ligase activity; zinc ion binding; ubiquitin conjugating enzyme binding. The coding region runs from base 1596 to 2891 and encodes 431 amino acids. Gene Ontology annotation, biological process: ubiquitin-dependent protein catabolic process; positive regulation of proteasomal ubiquitin-dependent protein catabolic process; protein polyubiquitination. Gene Ontology annotation, cellular component: cytoplasm; ubiquitin ligase complex. The record is from RefSeq and is a predicted model, not a curated record. Lineage: Eukaryota; Metazoa; Arthropoda; Insecta; Hymenoptera; Diprionidae.